CGCUAUCUCCCUGUCGUCGCACUACGUCUCUUCCAGCUCCCAGCCUCCUGCACUAGGCUGCUCUCCUCCUCGCAUCCCAUCACUCCCCCAUCCAUUAUCAUCAUCCCUCUCUCCUCCACGCCUUGCACGCGCAUCCCUCUCUCUGCCCAUCUUUUAACUUUCUACACACAGCACGGACCGGACCAGUGUCGCGCCUCAAACCUCGCUCAAUCACUACUCUUGACAUCCCCUCCCCCUUUCCUCCUCCCCCUUUGCACGCCUCAUCCCACUAAUUUACCCCACCCCCACCCCUAGCAUCCACUCCGAACACGCCACGUCAAACUCGCCCGUUCGGAUUUCGUACCUCUCUCUCUCCGCUCCAUUCUUUAUCUCUUCAACUCAAAACUCACUCCAUCUCCAACGCAGGCCCUAGCUCAUCUGCUGCCGACAACGCCCCAUGUCGCUUUUCGGUCAGGCAAAGCGGCACGCACCGCCAAAGCCUCGCCGCUCCCCCCUCCCAGUCUUCGCAGGUGACUCGGAAAAGUUUGGUCUCUCGUCCCCAACCACCACCGCACCAUCACUAGGCUUUGCGUCACGAUGGGUCACCUUUGUCGUCGUCCCCAUACCCGGUAGUCUGCCUUUCGGAUCGCGCGACUCGCCUGCUUUGGGCAACGGCUAUGGUCAAUCCAAGACGUUCUACAGCCAGAAUCGCGGGGGACGACACAUCCGCAUCCCGCUCCCUAUCCCUCCGCGAUUGUUUGCGCGAAUGUUGCGACUGCACCCACUCCUCCGCAUCACACUGGCCGCAAUCGCGAUCGUGGUUAUACUCAUCUUCUCCUUGGGCAUGAGGAAAAGCGGCCCGGCCGGGAGAAAGACGUGGAUUCCGCUCAAGGAUCCCAGCACUCUCGUGCUCUCUCCCCCAGAGGUCGCAAAGAUCUGGGAGUGGGAGGUGCUGAGCGGUCAUCACCCCAGCCUUGCAGAAGUCCCUGCGAGCGUCCCCAUCCAGCAGUCGCUCGUUAAUCCCAUCGUUCCCGCAUCCCUCCUGUCCGCUGCGAAACCGACGUCCAAGGCCGGAGAGUUGCAGCGCACUCCGAUCGACCACCGUCACCCACUUGUUGGCAAAGGGCCAGCACGCCGCUACAUCACCCCUUGGGACAAGCCGUUGCGGUCACCAGGCUUCCCUCCUAGGCCUGUGCCAGGCGCCGUCAUGGAUCUCGACAUCAUUGUGGACAAGUGUGAUUUUGGCACCAACAAGUAUGUCCGUGACUGCCUGGAGCUUCUCAGGAUAGGAGGCAACCUUGACAACGGCAAGCGUGUUCGACGGGGCAACUACCUCGCUCCGUUCCGUCAGAUGUACCUCGAGGAGGAGUUUACGCCGGCUGACGAGAGGCAGUGGACGCCACUGCCUCCGGCCACGGAGCCGCGCUCGCCUGGACUUUCGAGGGCCCCUCUGACGCUCUCGCCUCCCAACACUGUGACACCGGCGUUCACAUCGCUCGAGGAUCCCUGCGACCCUCUGCACCCACGCAUCUUCCACAUGUUCUGGGCAGGCGCAUUUACGGAUAAGCCAUACAUGGCCGUCAUGUCGUUCCUCUUCACCCAGAAUCUUGGCCUCGACCGCAGCCCCGAAGCCUCCACGUCAUCGACGGUGCGCAAGACGUGUCGUCCGCAGUUCUGGGUGUGGAUCAACCCUGGGCCUGCCGCUGCCGUGCCCAACCCCUCGGCCGAAAGAGAGAUGUACGAGACGCUCGCCACCAACCCCUGGUCAGCCCCAUUCCUUCACAAGCGGUUCCGCGACGUGGUCAAGUUCAAGAUGUGGAACACGACCGAUCAGCUGGACGGAAUUCCGGAGAUGAAGCCGUACUGGCGCGACAUGCCCAUCUUCAACUCUGGCGGCAACGUGUACAAGGAGGGCAAGCUCAAGCAGCCGGAACCUGAACAGGAGGCGGAAGCGGAGACCGAUGCGGAAACGAUCGACGUGGAAAGCGAGGGUGAGGUUCAAGCCCAGGCCGAGGCCGAGGCUGGGGCCAACGCCAACGCCGAGAGCGCCCCAAAGAAGAAGAAGAAGAAGGGCGGGCUGUUCGAGAAGGUUGGUUCGUCGUCGGAGAGCGACUACGACCGGCUCUCGGUUAUUCUGUCGGACAUGGCGCGCUUCGUCCUGACGUAUCGAUACGGUGGCAUCUACCUGGACGCGGACACGCUCUUCCUGCGUGACUGGGAGGAGCUGUGGAAUUACCGCGGACAGUUUGCAUACCGCUGGAGCUGGCAUCAAAAGUACAACACGGCCGUGCUCAAGUUGCACAAGGGCUCGGCACUGUGCACGUUCCUGUUCAAAACGGCAUUGGAAAACGGCCUCGACUUCCACCCGAUGACUGUGUCGCGCUACCUCAAGGACGCGGGGCUGGACAAAUUGCUAGUGCGCGUUCCGGACGCGCUCUUUGACCCCGCGUGGCUCAACAUGGAACGGUUCCAGAGGGAUCGUCCUCCAUUCCCCUACUUCCCCGAGUUCUCCGUCUUCUUCUCGAACGACGAGUUUGACACGGCGGGACCCGAGCAGCUCGGCUUUGACGGCUUCUUCCGUGGCUCGUAUUCGUACCACUUCCACAACUUCUGGUGGCUGCCGUUCGACCCGUCGCGCAACUGGCCGGAUCUCGGCGAGCGUUUCGCGAAGGGCGAGAUGGCGCUGCGCGAGGCGCAGCGGGAAGCGGCGUCGUCGUCCAAGGCCGCGGCGGUGCGCACUAUGGCGGAGGAGGAGGAGCUAGACGAGGACGAGGCUACCGGCGGCGUGACGAAGCGCGAGGACAUGGACGACAAGCUCGACCUGAGCUGGUCGACCGUGCUCAAGCGUACCUUUGAGGCGUAUGUCCGCGGCGACCGGCCCAACAUGUACGGCGAGUGGAUCAAGUGGUGAGGGGGAGGAAGCGUGCAUGUACGCAGCAUGGUGCGAUGCCCGUAGGGAAUCUGGGCAUUGGAUAGAUGCAUUGGCUUCGGAUGCGGGGUGUGGCGCUUUUGUUCCAAACUAGCCGAGCUCGCCG
This is a messenger RNA of Cutaneotrichosporon oleaginosum, 3014 nucleotides long. RefSeq lists its product as uncharacterized. Gene Ontology annotation, cellular component: small-subunit processome; nucleolus. Gene Ontology annotation, biological process: maturation of SSU-rRNA from tricistronic rRNA transcript (SSU-rRNA, 5.8S rRNA, LSU-rRNA). NCBI's taxonomy places the organism in Eukaryota, Fungi, Basidiomycota, Tremellomycetes, Trichosporonales, Trichosporonaceae. The record is from RefSeq and is a predicted model, not a curated record.